UGUCAAUUUUAACAACAAUUUCCUAAAGGACUUUGAAAAAUACAUAGGGGACAAUGUUAUCCAAAUGUUUAAGGAUACAAUUUUUGGACCCUUUUUAGACAUUUCUAAAUGUAAUUUUCAGGGCCAAAUAACUAAGUGCUUAUUGCUUUUAGAAUUGGAACAAAGCAACCCUAAUGUGUUGCAUAUUAGACAUUCCAACGGGUGUGUCCUGAAAUUUGGUAUAGAUGAAUUUGCAUUAUUAACAGGACUUAAGGUCAGAGGAAAUACCAAUGAUUUCAAAUACCCAGAACAAACUAAUUGUAUGCUUUUUAAAAAGUAUUUCCCUGGUGCAGUCAAUAGUGUUACAAAGCAUCAACUAGUUCAAAGGUUUAAGAUGGGUAAUUGGGAGAGCAAUCAGGAUGCACUCCAAAUGUCUAUACUGUUCUUUAUUCAUACAUUUGUAUUAGCUACUCUUGAUAAUACAGCGAUAUCUAUUGUCGACUUUCUAAUGGUUGAAGAUGGUAGAUAUCAACAUUUUCCUUGGGGUCAGCUAUCAUUUUCCAAACUAAUUGGUUCACUUAGACAGGAUUUUGACGUUAGUAAAAAGUUGGAACGAUUAUAUGGGAUGCCAUAUGCACUAAAUGUUUGGAUAUACGAAUGUGCAUCCAAUUUAAAUUCAGAAAUAGCUGUGAGAGAACGCAAUGUCAUCCCAAGAAUAUGCAAUUGGAGAGUUGUGUCUGAAAAGGCAAAGUUUGAAAUGCUUAUGUCUACCAUUUUCCAAGAGAAUGCAUGUUCAAACAUUGUCCCAACAGCAGAGGAAAUUGAAGCUUUUGAUAUUGCUCAAGUUGAACAUGCUCAUUCUACAUCAAUACCAUUAGUACAACCAAACGAGGAAGAUGAUUUAGAUAAUUUCUCCACAAAACCGCCCGAACAGUUAUUGAGGACAUAUUCUAGAGUGUCUGAUACAUCUCCUCCACCACCGCCAAAAAGAAGAAAAAAAUCGAUUAUUCAAAAAAAGAAGGUGUCAGAACAGAACCAGCCUGAUCAAUCAAAUGUGUCUCCGACACCGGAUGAUGAUGUACAUGUUUCCAUGUCAAGUCUGCCUCAACAUUCGAAUGCUGAUGAUGUACAUGGUUCUGUUCCACAAGUGUCACCGAAAUCGGCUGCUGAUGUACAUGGUUCUGUUCCAGACGUUUCUCAGAACCCGGCUGCUGAUGUUCAUGGAUAUGCAGAUUCACAGAAUGUCAACAAUAUAAUUCCUCAUAUUGAAGAGUUGAAAGGACAUUUGAAAACUUACGUUGACAAGAAAUUUGAGGAACUGAUUAUUUUGAUAAAAGCAAAUCACUCCCAGCUGAUGCAAUCUAUUAGCAAAGAGAACAUCAAUUUUCAGGCUGAUACAAGCACAUUUCAGUCUGACAAACAAACAUCUCAGCAAAUACCAGUUGAUCUCGAUGAUAUGGGUGGUGUAGCUGAGGAUGGUGGUGGUUUUUCUGGUAAAAAUGGUGAGCAUCAUAUCGUCGACGAUGCAGGGGAUGUCGAUGUGGAUGGUGUUGGUGUUUCCGUAAAUGAGGGUGAACAAAUAGUCAGUGAUAAUCCAAAGGAUGGUGACGCACAUCAGUCGCACCAAGAUUUAAAUGAACAUAUCAUGGACCAAGCCGUUGAUGACAAUGUUCAGCACAACAUCCCUCAUGUAUUGCCCGAAAAAACAACAACGGAUUCAUUGGUACAUUUUUCAAUUUUGAUUUAUGACACACAAUUUCAUUACACACAUAUUUAUUUUAAAAAUCAUUACAUCAUAUUAUACAGGAUUCUUCAACUUCAACAACAAUAUCGCCAUCAACUCAAGCAGCAAUAGAUGCGCUUAUCAAAGAUUUGGGUAAAGAUGCUACCAAUGCUAGACCAUUAUAUUCUUACGAUCCGCAGAAUAUAACUAGCAGCCAGUACUUGUUGACCGACAGUCAAUUACCCACUGAUAUUCCAA
Solanum pennellii is the source of this 1960-nucleotide messenger RNA. RefSeq lists its product as uncharacterized. The record is from RefSeq and is a predicted model, not a curated record. The transcript is spliced from 4 exons. Bases 65 to 1834 code for a protein of 589 amino acids. NCBI's taxonomy places the organism in Eukaryota, Viridiplantae, Streptophyta, Magnoliopsida, Solanales, Solanaceae.